Messenger RNA from Saimiri boliviensis boliviensis (Bolivian squirrel monkey), 2475 nucleotides. RefSeq names its product calcium voltage-gated channel auxiliary subunit gamma 6 (gene CACNG6). Gene Ontology annotation, molecular function: calcium channel regulator activity. Gene Ontology annotation, cellular component: membrane; L-type voltage-gated calcium channel complex. The record is from RefSeq and is a predicted model, not a curated record. Gene Ontology annotation, biological process: calcium ion transport; regulation of calcium ion transmembrane transport via high voltage-gated calcium channel. NCBI's taxonomy places the organism in Eukaryota, Metazoa, Chordata, Mammalia, Primates, Cebidae.
GCGGAGGCCAGGCCGGUGGCGGUGGCGGUGGCGGGCAGGGCCGGACGCUUCGGAGGCAGCGCGGAGCUGGGGUCGGCGCGGCGCCGAGGCAGGAGAGCGAGGGGGGCUCCGGCCCGGGAGUCGGGGGUGGGAGCCCCUGGGGGGGGCCCUGGCCUGGAGCUGAGCCUGGCGCGGACCCGGCCGGGAAGGCCCUGGGAGCCCGGGGGAGGGAGGCGGACUGAUCCCGAAGGGGCCUCUGGACCGCGGGGGGGCCUCCGUCCGGGUUUUCUGAGUCGCAGUGUGGACCACAGCCCCUUGGUGUGAGCCCCAGCGGGGACCCACCCCCCACCUGAGCCCUCGGGGAGGCCCCUCAGCCUCCGUCUCUAGACUCCACUCUGUCUUCCAGCCACCAGGCCCUUUCUCAGCCUCGGCAGAGACCGUGGGUCUUUUCUGAAUGGCCUGGGAGAUCCCCAUUCCCUUUUCCUGAAUUCCAACGGGGCCCGGUCCUCCUCUGAGCCGCAGCCAGGGCUCCAUUCCUACCUUCUGUGGAUGCCGGGGUCCCACUGCUUCUCCGAGACCCGGAGAGAAUUCCCGCCUCCCCUUGGGAGCUUCCCGGGACCCCCAGGUCUUCCUUUUCCGAAUCCCAGAGUGACCCCCAGUCCUCUCUUCUCAAACUCUAAGCCCAAGGGAACCCAAGCCGCAUCUCCUGCAAACACACGGAGGACCUCAGGUCCCCUUCCUGGGUCCCCCCAAACUCUUAGCCCUAGUGGGGUGCUCAGAUCUCUCAGGAAAACCAGUUUCCCUUUUGUGAAACCCCCAGCAGGGGCACCAAAGCCCCUGGGAGCUGCAGGGAGCUUCAGCUGGCGCCAGUUCUUCCUCUGGAGCUCUUGGGGGCACCCCUCCUGGGAACCCAGGCUCCAUCUUUAAGUCGGGGGCGGGGGGCUUGCUUUUCCUCUGGUCCCCAUCUUCUUGGCCAAGUUCUUCAGGGCCGCCUAGACCCUCCUCUGAACCCCAGGGGCUUCCCCAGACCCGGGGAUCGUUUUUCUGUUCUGAACCCCAGAGGCAAUCUCGACUUUCCCAUCUGAGGCUCCAGAGAGGACUUGGCUCUCCCUCUUUCAUACCCAGGGGAAACUGAGUCCCUCACCCCCUGCAAGACCCCAGGCCGCUCCCCGCUCCCGGCCCUGGAGGCCCCUCCUCGGCUCUGCCUCCCCCCCCUUCUCGACCCCACGGCCAGAAGAUGAUGAUGUGGUCCAACUUCUUCCUGCAAGAGGAGAGCCGGCGGCGGGGGGCCGCAGGCCGGCGGCGGGCGCAGGCGCAGCUCGGGUCGGGGCUGACACCCGAGCGCGAGGGGAAGGUGAAGCUGGCGCUGCUGCUGGCCGCCGUGGGCGCCACGCUGGCGGUGCUGUCCGUGGGCACCGAGUUCUGGGUGGAGCUCAACACCUACAAGGCCAACGGCAGCGCCGUGUGCGAGGCGGCCCACCUGGGGCUCUGGAAGGUGUGCACCAAGCGGCUGUGGCAGGCGGACGUGCCCGCGGGCAGGGAGACCUGCGGCCCCGCAGAGCUGCCCGGAGAAGCAAACUGCACCUAUUUUAAAUUCUUCACCACGGGGGAGAAUGCAUGCAUCUUUCAGAGAACCACAAAGAAAGAGGUGAAUCUGGCAGCUGCGGUGAUAGCAGUGCUGGGCCUGGCAGUCAUGGCCUUGGGGUGCCUCUGUAUCAUCAUGGUGCUCAGUAAAGGUGCAGAGUUCCUGCUGCGAGUUGGAGCCGUCUGCUUUGGCCUCUCAGGCCUGCUGCUGUUGGUGAGCCUGGAGGUGUUCCGGCAUUCCGUGAGGGUCCUGCUGCAGAGAGUCAGCCCCGAGCCUCCCCCGGCCCCACGCCUCACCUACGAGUACUCCUGGUCCCUGGGCUGUGGCGUGGGGGCCGGCCUCAUCCUGCUGCUGGGGGCUGGCUGCUUUCUGCUGCUCACACUGCCUUCCUGGCCCUGGGCGUCCCUCUGUCCCAAGCGGGGCCACCGGGCCACCUAGAGCCACACGUGAGACUUCUCUAAGCAACCACCAAGCUCUUUGAUCUUCUCCAUCAUGCCCCCAAGAUCUUUCCGCCCCAUCUCCUAGAGAAACUGUGUUCUCCCCGCUCGGGGCCUGUGUUCUUUGACACACCCGCCUCCUGUCCCCUCAUCCCGUCUCCCUCUGUAAAUACGUUUUUCUCGGUGGCUGUAUGUGGGUUGCUUGGGGGUGGGAUGGGAAGAGGCUCUUUGCAAACGAGGGUCCCCAGGGAAGACUGGCGGGGACCUGAUGGGGUAACGGGUGUGGGGUUGGGGGGCUGGGGUUGGGGGGUCUUGGGUGGGAGUUGGAGUUUCCCAUGUCUGGAUCAAUUCACUUGCCGGGAGAGACUUUUUACAACUCGUCUGCAACUCAGGGUGGGGUUGCGGGAGACAGGGAAGGAUGCCAGGGUCUGACCUGGCUGUGUCUGAUUUGGGAUUAAAGGUUUGGAAAUUUAA